Messenger RNA from Rhopalosiphum padi (bird cherry-oat aphid), 1427 nucleotides. RefSeq lists its product as uncharacterized. The transcript is spliced from 8 exons. Lineage: Eukaryota; Metazoa; Arthropoda; Insecta; Hemiptera; Aphididae. The coding region runs from base 309 to 1331 and encodes 340 amino acids. The record is from RefSeq and is a predicted model, not a curated record.
UAAAACAUUUAAUUCACCGUCCUGAACUCUUGAAACUUAAGUCUUUUUUAGUUUUCAUCGUCUUCAAACAUCAGACUCUGCAGAGUCUUCACAAUCAACUUAUUAAUGGAUUCUUUUUAGUUUAAUAAUUAAUAGUUUUUUUUUACUAGUUAAUAAUUUCUUAACUGCAGAUAAGAAUUUUUUAAUAAAGACUUCGAUAAAAUAAAAUGAAAAAAUUCGGUUUAUUAUAAUCUGCAUUUUUAAAUCAUUAAUUUGUUACGCACUACUGUCAAUUUUUUAAACAAAGUUUUUGGAAAAUAAAAACUAAAAUGUUUAAUUUUAGUAACUUGUUUCGCUCACUACCAACAGUUUCUUCUAUAUUGCCAGUUCGAUAUCGUGCACGUAAAUGUACCAGGGAGCGAAAAGCAAAAAUUAAUAAAAAAAAUAGAGCUGCUAAUUUAGCCAAAGCAAGAAAAUAUAUACCUAUAUUAAAGAAAAAGCAAUUAGACAAAUCAAGUCGAACAAUUGAAACAUUUCCUUGGCGUUCAUCCAAUGACGACGUCUAUCUGGGAUUAUUUAACCAAAUGCGCAGGUUUAACUUGUUGGAAGCUAUAUUGGCUCAUCGUGAACUUCACCAUCCAUCAAUGAUUAAUGUACCUAAUGCACCUCUGAAUGUUCGUCUUGAAAUAGACUUAACUACUGAUAAAAAAAAUAAAUUUGUAGAUAAAUAUCAUAAAAUAAUUGAAUUACCUCAUCCAUAUGACCAUGGAGAAGAUAGAACAAUAUUAGCAUUUUGUCAAAGUACUGAAAUGAUGGAAGAAGCUAGAAAUGCUGGUGCAAUGUUAGUUGGAGGGAAAGAUGUCAUUAAAAGUAUAGAGAGAGGUCUUAUAAUGUUACCGGAUUUUCAAUAUGUACUUGCUCAUCCUGAUAUUUUAACAGAAUUACCUGCCAUCCGUGGAUUAUUGAGGAAACGUUAUCCAAGUCUUCAACAUGGUACACUGACAUUAGAUUUAAUAGCCAUGGUAAAGCAUUACAUAAAAGGUAUUAAAUAUAAUAUGCAAGUGGAUCCAUAUGAUGAAUCUUUAGGAAUUGUAGAAAUGAAAAUUGGACAGCUUACAGAUGAACCAAAACACCUAAUUGAAAAUUUUGAAACUGUAUUUAAGGAUAUUAUGACCAAAGCUCCUAAAAGAGCCAAACAAUCUCAAUUUAUUAUACGAUGCUUAGCCCAAACACCGGCAUCAAGAGAGAAAUUCAAUAUCAAUUUAUCUCAAUUUAUUAAUACUGAAGAAGACUCAGAAUCCGAUUCGGAUUCAGAUGAUGAAGAUGAGAUUAAAAAGAAACAACGUCUUUAGUAUAAAUUAAUAUUUAGUGAUUUGUUAUAAAUUAUUAAAUUAUAUUAGUAAGUUAUUAGUUAUUUUUUUUUUUAAAUAAACUCAUACAAUAACAUA